This is a messenger RNA of Acanthamoeba castellanii str. Neff, 2010 nucleotides long. RefSeq names its product FHA domain containing protein. The coding region runs from base 1 to 2010 and encodes 669 amino acids. NCBI's taxonomy places the organism in Eukaryota, Discosea, Longamoebia, Acanthamoebidae. The record is from RefSeq and is a predicted model, not a curated record. The transcript is spliced from 6 exons. Gene Ontology annotation, molecular function: mRNA binding; protein binding.
AUGCAGCCUCCACCGCCUCGCUCGUCUGCGCAGGGCGGAUUCAAAGCACCCCCGGCGCGAAUCGCACCGAAAUCAAAAUUGAAUGACCCCAAGGGGAAGGCCAAAAUCGAAGAAGAUGAAGACGCCCCCGUCGUGGUCGAAUCCAUCGAUGAAUCCAGCGAUCAUCCCGUCGGCGAGUACGUCGUGCCCGAGUGGGCCGCGCGGCCCAAGCACGCCUACGCGCUCGAGGUGGUCAAGGGCGGCGUCCAGGUCGAGCGCUUCGACGUCAGCGCCAAGGACCACUUCGUCGUCGGCCGGGCCGAGGGCUGCGACCUGGUCCUCCUCCACCCCAGCAUCUCCCGCCGCCACGCCGUCAUCCAGCACCGCGCCGGCCGCACCAUCACCAACAACGACAAUGCCCACAACGACGAUGAUGACGUCAGCAACGACGACGACGACGAUGCCGUCGACGGCGGCGGCGUGUUCGUGUACGAUCUGGGCUCGACCCACGGCACGUUCGUGGGCAAGCGCCGGGUGGGCGCGCGGCAGUACUGCGAGCUGCGCGUGGGCGACAUGGUGCGCUUCGGGGCCUCGACGCGCAUGUUCGUACUCACCGCGCCCGACCAGGAGUCCGUGCGGCAGGAGGAGGAGCGCCGCCUCGUGCGACGCAAGCGCGCGGCCGAGGAGCGCCGCCGCUACCCCGAGCACCACCGCCAGCAGCAGCUCGCUGCCCUUCGUCGCGCCGGCGGCGGCGGCGGCGAUGGCGACGGCGACGAUGACGACGACGAUGGGUGCGGGUGGGGCAUGGGCGACGACGCCCAGGAGGAGGAGGAGAUGGAGGAGGAGAUGGAGCGGAUGGACCACCCGAUCGGCGACGCCGAGGACCUGUUCCAGGGCACGACGGCCGACGCCAAGGCCUUCAUGAAGCGCCACCGGCAGGAGGAGCGCGAGAAGAAGCUGCAGAAGCUGCGGCGCAAGGGCAAGAAGGGCCAGAAGGAGCUGCUCGAGCAGCAGAAGGCGGCGGAGGAGGCGGCGGCGGCGAAGAAGCUGAAGAAGGAGCAGGAGGAGGAGCUGGCCAACGACAAGGUCGAGGAGGCCAAGCUGCGCGAGGAGGAGCGGCUGCGGCGCGCCGUCGUCGAGCAGUGGGACGAGUCCUUUGACGACGCCGACGAUUUCUAUGACCGAGCGGGCCGCACCAGUGCACCGGGCAAAGGACGUGGCGGCGGAGCUCCUCGACGCGCGGAGACGGUCGACAGCCUCAAGGCCAAGCUCGCGGUGAUGCUUGGCCAGAAGGAGAUGGUCGCUCUCGACAUCGAAGAGAUGACCAAGAAGAACGCCGCCGGCGGGAACGAGGAGGAGGACGAGCUCGACAGCUUCAUGCGCGGUCUGUCCUCGGACAUGAGCAAGAAGGAACAGAGGAAGAAGGAGGACCUGCUCAAAUCCCUCACCGAGGAAAUCGCCCGAGUCGAGCGGCUCAUCGAGCCGGCGAUCGACAGAGUGGCGGGAGGCAAGCCGGCGGCGAAGCGGAGCCCAGCGGGCCUCGCGGCGGAGGUGGAGCGGAUCAAGCAGGAGUACCUGGCGCGCAUGAACCGCGACAAGCAGAAGGACGCGCUGAAGAAGGAGCGCGCCAAGCGCAAGCUGCAGGAGAUCAAGGAGCGCGAGAAGCAGGAGGAGGAAGAGCGAAAGGUGAGCGCCGCGUCGGUCUUGCAAGGGGAGCAGCUGACGACGGAGGCCGUCGCGGGUGACGGGGCUGGGUCGGCGAAGGUCAGCAAGCAGGACGACGAGGAGAGCAGCGACGACGAUGGGGCCGAGGAGCGAAAGAACGAAGACGAGUUCGUGAUGGGAGACGACUCUGGCGCGGCGGACCGGCGGCGGGAGCGCAACAGGAAGAAGCGGGAGAAGAAGCGCGAGCGCGAGCGCAAGAAGCAGAAGUUCGACGACGAGGCGGUGAUGGACGAGGAGCACCAGGAGCAGGGCUACGGCUACUCCGAGUGGGUGCCCCCAUCCAGCGCCCAGCACUACACCCUCUGA